This is a messenger RNA of Ascochyta rabiei, 1095 nucleotides long. RefSeq lists its product as uncharacterized. The record is from RefSeq and is a predicted model, not a curated record. The transcript is spliced from 3 exons. NCBI's taxonomy places the organism in Eukaryota, Fungi, Ascomycota, Dothideomycetes, Pleosporales, Didymellaceae. Gene Ontology annotation, molecular function: 2-oxoglutarate-dependent dioxygenase activity. Bases 1 to 1095 code for a protein of 364 amino acids.
AUGCGUGUCCAAGAUGAAGUGGUUGGGCUCAAGAGUUCAGAACAGACUGCUACGAGGCCUGCACCAACAGGACUCGAUGCGGGCGACACGUUGAAUGAUGCUGUAAGAGAUCUCAUCACGGCCUAUCACGACCUGAACCCUACCACAAUCGACACCCUGAAAGAAGAACCCUCUCCCCUUGAAUUCAUGCGCUAUGUCGCUCGCAAUAGGCCUUUUGUCAUCAAAAACGGCGCAAAGGACUGGAAGGCUCGCAAGCGAUGGAACGCCUCCUACCUCAAGUCCGCAAUGGAAGGCCAAACCGUCAACGUGUCCCUGACGCCACACGGCAACGCAGAUUCCGUCGUUGACCUUCCGUCCGGCGGCAGUCUCUUUGUCAAGCCAUACGAGCGCGAUGAACACUUUGGGUCCGUGCUUGAGAAGAUCCAAACUCAAGAGCUCAGCAAGGAGGAUACAUCUGCUCGCCCAACGCGCUACGCGCAAACCCAAAACGACAAUCUUCGCGCCGAAUACACAUCUCUAUUCAGCGACGUUCCACCAAGCAUUCCUUUCGCACGUGUCGCCCUGGAGAAGUCGCCAGACGCAGUGAACUUCUGGCUCGGCAGUUCUGCGUCCGUAACCGCGCUGCACAAGGACAACUACGAAAACAUCUACGUGCAGAUCUUAGGUCAGAAGAACUUCGUCCUCCUCCCGCCAGUGGAUGCGCCGUGUGUGAACGAGAUGGAGGUACUAGAGGGUACAUAUACGCCGAAGCAGAGCGGUGAAGAUGCUGCGGAACCGGUAGUCGGGGAUCUGGUGAUCCAGGUUGACGAGCCAGCAGCCUAUGUGCCCUUCGCGACCUGGGAUCCGGACACGCCUCUUCUCAAUACAACGCCGUACUCACAGUACGCACAGCCGAUGCGUGUCACGCUCGACGAGGGAGACAUGCUGUAUCUGCCCGCACUCUGGUACCACAAAGUAAGCCAGAGCUGUGACGAGGAAGGGCUGUGCUGCGCCGUGAAUUACUGGUAUGAUUUGGAUUUCAGCGGGAGCUUCUGGAGCACAGCAGGAUUUGUGAGGACCGCGGGGCUGUUGAGUAUGCAGCAGAAGGAUGGUUAA